Zeugodacus cucurbitae (melon fly) is the source of this 1177-nucleotide messenger RNA. RefSeq names its product enhancer of split malpha protein (gene Tom). The transcript has a single exon. Gene Ontology annotation, biological process: sensory organ development; Notch signaling pathway. Lineage: Eukaryota; Metazoa; Arthropoda; Insecta; Diptera; Tephritidae. The record is from RefSeq and is a predicted model, not a curated record. The coding region runs from base 109 to 591 and encodes 160 amino acids.
UCGUAGAGCAUUAACGAGCAAGAGCACAAGUCGAACAGACAGCACAGAACGAAAGAAAUUAUUAAAUUUUUAUUCUACAAAAAAACAAAAUACACACACGAAGUGAAAAUGCCUUUUCUAACGCGUGAAUACAAUUUCCACGAGUCGGAGUUAGCCGCCGCUAAAGAUCAGCGCACCAUGGCAAUGCGCAGCGUCAAGAAGCUGUUGCGCCCACUAAUGCGCAUCAUCAAGAAGAAGCAGUUGUUGCAGAAAACACUCGCCGAAGUCAAGCAACAGAAUGACUACAAUUCCUCACUGGAAGAUAUGCGUAAAGACCCCGUUGCACUGAACGCCUACGAUGACAAUUUGGCCAAUGAAGCGUUGGAGCAACGGCUCUAUGAAGAAUUGCAACGCAGCACACCUGAGGCAGCGAUCAUCGUGCGUCAAGGCAGCAGUCAACAAGUCGUGCCCGUGCAACAGCAAAACUACAUACCGGUGCAUUUUGCGCGCACCGCCAACGGCACUUUCUUCUGGACCUCCAGCGACAUGCCGUCACAGCGCCAACAGGAGUUGCAUAUGCGCCAACAGCUCGAUCGCUGGGGUCAAGCGUAAGCAGCAGAGAUUACCCCCCAACCCGUCUACGGUAGCAGCUUUAAGUGCAACGGCCACUUUGCGGCAUAAGCGAAGCGGCACAUUUGCGCGUGUACCGCCGCCACGCAUGCGCGGUUUUGGCUUCCUAUUUUCCAAGCGUUCGUUUUUCGAAUUACGGAGUGACAAUUCAUUUAUUAGCGGUGAUAUUAGCUUUUAAUCGCAUGACUACAGUUUUGAGUUUUUUUUAUUUUAUUUAAUGCGUAAAAUAAUUGAUAUUCAAUUGAUUGUGAGGAACUCGAUUUCGGUAGCGGCAGUGACAAAUUUAUAUUUUUGUCUUAUUUGUGAUUUUAGUGUGUUUAAUUGUGUUAGUAAUUUGUAAUUUUAAAAUGAUUUAGGUUUAUAGCUUUAACAAUCAUAUGUCUUCCUAAAUUUAGUUGUCUUAGUAUUUAAGUAAGUGGUUUGCUUGAGUCUAGGUGAUAAGCGUUUUACACUCAUUGUCUUCCAUGUAAAACUUUGUAGGAAAAAAUAGUAAUAAUUUUAAGCGAAAAUAAACAAUUGUAAACAAAAAUGAAAUAAAAUAUAAACACUGAAAAAACGAAAAACAAUA